AGCAAGUCCGAAAGGAGAGUGGCCCCGACUCCGGCUUUCUGCUUCCAAAUUUGAUUCCGUACGGGUUGAGAUGCCCUCAAACUGGGAGCACUGAGUUUUCUACACGGUGGAAGUAAAUCUUUUAAAAGCAAUUUGGGAAGCAUCUUAACGUCCGAGGCUACAGCAACACACGAGAAGGAUGGGGAAUAGGAAGAAGAGGAGCAGGAGCCGGUGGCGGCAAGUACUCUUUCCCUUCCUGCUGCCUUUGUUCUGUGGGGCGCUCUCGCAGCAGAUCCGCUACUCUAUUCCGGAAGAAAUGGCCAGGGGCUCGGUGGUGGGGAACCUCGCUAAUGACCUGGGCCUGCAUGUUCGGGAUUUAUUGACCCGCAACCUCAGAAUUAGUGCGGAAAAACAGUAUUUUUCUGUGGACACAGAGAAUGGGAACAUACUUGUGAACGACAGGAUAGAUCGGGAGUCGCUCUGCCCCCAAAACUCUCUGUGUGUUGUGCCUAUAGAGAUUGUAACAGAGAAUCCUCUAAAUGUUUUCCACAUAAAUGUGAUGAUAGAAGAUAUAAAUGAUAAUCCACCUCUUUUCCCCCAAAAUAGCAUGAUUUUACAAAUCAAUGAACUUGCAGUUCCAGGCACUCGGUUUGGUCUGGAAUCUGCUAUGGAUGCAGAUGUAGGGCCUCACUCUCUCCAGAGUUACCAACUCAGCUUUAAUGAGCAUUUCUCUCUGCUGGUGAAGGACAAGAGUGAAGGCAAGAACGCCCCAGAAUUAGUGUUGGAGAAGCCCCUGGACCGGGAACGACAGAGUUCCCAUCUUCUGGUCCUGACAGCAGUGGACGGGGGAGACCCGGUCCUAUCUGGAAGCGCUUGUAUUCAAAUCGAGGUCACUGAUGCCAAUGAUAACCCCCCGGUGUUCAGCCAGGAUGUGUACAAAGUCAGCCUCAGAGAGAAUGUGCCCCCAGGCACCUCUGUGCUAAAGGUAACAGCCACUGACCAGGAUGAGGGUGUUAAUGCAGAGAUCACCUACUCCUUCAAAUCGCUAAGAGAUGAUAUUGGAAAUACGUUUAUGCUAGACCAUCAAAAUGGAGAAAUCAAAUCCAAAGACCAUAUAGACUUUGAAAUCACUAGCAGUUAUAUUAUGAACAUAGAAGCCAAGGACGGUGGAGGCAUGGCCACUGAAUGUAAAAUUAUGCUAGAAAUUCUAGAUGAGAAUGACAACGCCCCAGACAUAGUUCUUACUUCAGUGUCCAGUUCUGUAACUGAGGGCGCAGAACCUGGGACGGUGAUCGCUUUGUUCAAAACACAUGAUAAAGAUUCGGGAGAAAAUGGAGAGGUCACAUGCCACAUAAAAGAAAAAGUUCCUUUUAGAAUUGAAUCUUCCGCCAAUAAUUACUACAAGCUUGUAACAGAUGGGGCGCUGGAUCGGGAGCAGACCCCGGAGUACAAUGUCACCAUUACCGCCACCGACAGAGGCAAGCCACCUCUCUCCUCCAACAGAAGCGUUACUCUAUACAUUGCUGACAUCAAUGACAACGCUCCAGUUUUCCACCAGGCGUCCUACUUGGUUCACGUAGCCGAGAACAACCCACCUGGACCUGGAGCCUCCAUCGCUCGAGUCAGUGCCUCCGACCCGGACUUGGGUCCCAACGGCAGCGUCUCUUACGCAAUCGUGGCCAGUGACCUGGAGCCGCGGGUGCUGUCGUCCUACGUGUCCGUGAGCGCACAGAGCGGGGUGGUGUUCGCGCAGCGCGCCUUCGACCACGAGCAGCUGCGCGCCUUCGAGCUGACGCUGCAGGCCCGCGACCAGGGCUCGCCCGCGCUCAGCGCCAACGUGAGCCUGCGCGUGUUGGUGGGCGACCGCAACGACAACGCGCCGCGGGUGCUGUACCCGGCGCUGGGGCCCGACGGCUCGGCGCUCUUCGACACGGUGCCGCGCGCGGCGGAGCCCGGCUACCUGGUCACCAAGGUGGUGGCAGUGGACGCAGACUCGGGACACAACGCCUGGCUGUCCUACCACGUGCUGCAAGCCAGCGAGCCCGGGCUCUUCAGCCUGGGACUACGCACUGGCGAGGUGCGUACGGUGCGUGCCUUGGGGGACAGGGACGCGGCCCGACAGCUCCUGCUGGUCGCUGUGCGCGACGGUGGACAGCCACCUCUCUCGGCCACCGCCACGCUGCACCUGGUCUUUGCGGACAGCAUGCAAGAGGCACUGCCAGAACUUAGCGAUCGCCCUGUGUCCUCUGACCCUCAGGCGGAGCUGCAGUUUUACCUGGUGGUUGCCUUGGCCUUGAUCUCGGUGCUCUUCUUCCUGGCAGUGACUCUAGCCAUCGCCCUGCGCCUGUGUCACUCCUCCAGCCCAGUAGCCUGGGGCUGCUUUCAGCCUGGGCUCUGUUCUAAGACUAGACCAGGGUUUUCUCCCAACUACAAUGAAGGAACUUUGCCUUAUUCCUACAAUCUGUACGUUGCCUCUGAUUCUGGAAAAACAAGGUUUAAUUUUCUCACUGUGACGCCAGACAGGGUCCCCCCACAAGAUCUUUCAAAUGAAGCUUCUUUGGUAGUAAGUGUCACUGAAAUGACAAUGAUUCCUGCUCUAGGGCACCGGGACUGCAAAAGGCUGGUUGUGCUGGGAGUCCUCCUGGGGAUCCAGUGGGAAACCGGAUGCACCCAAAUAAGCUACUCCAUUCCUGAGGAGCUGGGGAAAGGCUCUUUCGUGGGCAACAUCUCCAAGGACCUGGGGCUGGAGCCCCCGGAGCUGGCAGAACGCGGAGUCCGCAUCGUCUCCAGAGGUAGGACUCAACUCUUCGCGCUGAACCCGCGAAGCGGCACCUUAGUCACGGCGGGCAGGAUAGACCGGGAGGAGCUCUGUAUAGGGGCCAUCAAGUGUCAGUUAAAUCUAGAGAUUCUGAUGGAGGAUAAAGUAAAAAUAUAUGGAGUGGAAGUGGAAGUGAGAGACAUUAACGAUAACGCCCCCUACUUCCGUGAAAGUGAAUUAGAAAUAAAAAUGAGUGAAAACGCAGCCACUGGGAUGCGGUUCCCCCUUCCCCACGCUUGGGAUGCGGAUAUCGGGAAGAACUCUCUCCAGAGCUACAAGCUCAGCCCGAACACUCACUUCUCCCUGGAAGUGCAAACCGGAGCGGACGGGAUCAAGUACCCGGAGCUGGUGCUGGAGCGCGCCCUGGACCGCGAAGAAAAGGCCGUUCACUACCUGGCCCUCACGGCCUCCGACCGGGGCGACCCGGUCCGCACCGGCACCGCGCGCAUCCGCGUCACGGUCGUUGAUGUGAAUGACAACGCCCCAGCGUUUGCUCGGUCCGAGUACCACGUGAGCGUUCCGGAGAACGUGGCCGUGGGCACUCAGCUGCUCCUGGUAAACGCCACGGACCCUGACGAAGGAGCCAAUGCCGAAGUAAUGUAUUCCUUCCGGUAUGUGGACGACAAGGCGGCCCAAGUUUUCAAGCUAGAUGGCAAUGUAGGGACAAUCUCAACAAUAGGGGAGCUAAACCACGAGGAAUCAGGAUUCUACGAGAUGGAAGUGCAAGCAAUGGAUAACGCAGGAUAUUCUGCUCGAGCCAAAGUCCUGAUCACAGUUCUGGACGUCAAUGACAACGCCCCUGAAGUAGUCCUCACCUCUCUCACCAGCUCUGUUCCCGAAAACUCUCCCAGAGGUACAUUAAUUGCCCUUUUAAAUGUAAAUGACCAAGACUCUGGGGAAAAUGGACAGGUGAUCUGUUUCAUCCAGAAGAAUCUACCCUUUAAAUUAGAAAAAUCUUACGGAAAUUACUAUAGCUUAGUCACAGACACAGUUUUAGACCGGGAACAGUUUCCUAGCUACAACAUCACCGUGACCGCCACUGACAGGGGAAGUCCGCCCCUUUCCACAGAAACUCACAUCUCGUUGAACGUGGCAGACACCAACGACAACCCGCCCAUCUUCCCUCAGGCCUCCUACUCAGCCUAUAUCCCAGAGAACAACCCUAGAGGAGCCUCCCUAGUCUCGGUGACCGCCGGCGACCCCGACUGUGAUGAGAACGCCCAAGUCACUUAUUCCUUGGUCGAGAACACCGUCCAGGGGGCACCCGUGUCCUCCUAUGUCUCCAUCAACUCGGACACGGGUGUCCUGUAUGCGUUGCAUUCCUUCGAUUAUGAGCAGUUCCAAGACCUGCAGCUGCAAGUGAUGGCGCGUGACAGUGGAGUCCCGCCACUCAGCAGCAACGUGUCGCUGAGCCUGUUCGUGCUGGACCAGAAUGACAACGUGCCUGAGAUCCUGUACCCCACUCCCCCCACAGAUGGUUCUACAGGCGUGGAGCUGGCGCCCCGCUCCGCAGAGCCCGGCUACCUGGUGACCAAGGUGGUGGCAGUAGACAAAGACUCAGGCCAGAACGCCUGGCUGUCCUACCGCCUGCUCAAGGCCAGCGAGCCUGGGCUCUUCGUGGUGGGGCUGCACACGGGCGAGGUGCGCACGGCGCGGGCCCUACUGGACAGAGACGCACUCAAACAGAGCCUCGUGGUGGCCGUCCAGGACCACGGCCAACCCCCUCUCUCGGCCACCGUCACUCUCACUGUGGCCGUGGCCGACAGCAUCCCUGACGUCCUCGCGGAUCUUGGCAGUCUCGAGUCUCCCGCCAACAGCAAAACCUCAAACCUUACGCUCUAUCUCGUGGUAGCGGUGGCCGCCGUCUCCUGCGUCUUCCUUGCCUUUGUCAUCGUGCUGUUGGCGCUCAGAUUGCGGCGCUGGCACUCGUCGCAUCUGUUCCAGGAUGCUGGAGAAGGAUUGGCGGGCAUGUCCGCCUCGCACUUUGUGGGUGUGGAUGGGGUGCGGGCUUUCCUGCAGACCUAUUCCCACGAGGUCUCCCUCACCGCAGACUCGAGGAAGAGUCACCUAAUCUUCCCUCAGCCCAACUACGCGGACACUCUCAUCAGCCAGGAGAGCUGUGAGAAAAGCGAGCCUCUUUUGCUGUCAGGUGAUUCGGGAUUUUCUAAGGAUAAUCAUGCAUUAAUUCAGCAAGCCCCACCCAACACGGACUGGCGUUUCUCUCAGGCCCAGAGACCCGGCACCAGCGGCUCCCAAAAUGGCGAUGAAACUGGCACCUGGCCCAACAACCAAUUCGACACAGAGAUGCUGCAAGCCAUGAUCUUGGCCUCCGCCAGUGAAGCUGCUGACGGGAGCUCCACCCUGGGAGGCGGUGCCGGCACCAUGGGCUUGAGUGCCCGCUAUGGACCCCAGUUCACUCUGCAGCAUGUGCCCGACUAUCGCCAGAAUGUCUACAUCCCUGGCAGUAAUGCCACACUGACCAACGCAGCUGGCAAGCGGGAUGGCAAAGCCCCAGCAAGUGGCAAUGGCAAUAAGAAGAAGUCUGGCAAGAAGGAGAAAAAGUAAUGUGGAGGCCAAGCCUAGAGCCACAGGGCAGCCUCCCUCCCCAACCAGUCCAGCUUCUCCUUACCUGUACCUAGGCCUCAGAAUUUCAGGGCUCACCCCCAGGAUACUGGUAGGGGCCAAGGCCAUGCCCCCCUUGGGAAACAGAAACAAGUGCCCAGUCAACACCCCCCCUGUCUGCCCCCAGGGGGUUGAAUAUGCAAAGGGAGUUCUGCUGGGAACCCCCGUCCAAUCAAUUGCUGUACCCAUGGGGAUAGUAGGGUCAGUGUAGACACCAAGAACCAUUUGUCACACCCCCUUCAGUUACAGCUGAACUUCUUCAUCUUCUAAAUCAAUCAGGCCCAUCCAUCCCCUGCCACCCUCUUCCCUAUCCCACCCACUUCUUCAGUAGAUCCUCUCUCUUUAGUAAGGUGGUUGGGGUGUCGAGGUACCUAAAAAGGUCAUAGUUCUGAAGAGUUGGAAGGGCAUCUUGACCUCUUGGCCUCUCCUUCAAUUCUCAAUCUUCCCCCAAAGCAUGGUUUGGUGUCAGUCCCUUCACCUCCUUCCAGAGCCUGAGACCAAUGCUCAAGUUUUGAGGGACAUGGUCACCAUUCCCAUGCUACUGAUGUUUGCUGGCUUUAGGGAGGGCAUUUUGCUACCAAGCCUCUUCCCAACACCCUGGGGACCGGUCUUUUGUUUUGUUUUUUCAUCGUUGGAUGUUCUGAUUGCAUGCUGUGACUUACCUAACCCCUUCUCAAAAAGAGACUCCAUUGCAUGUUCCAGGACAGUAUGGGGUAGUGAGAUAAAGAAGGGAAGUGUAUGUAUGUGGAUGGGGGAGAUGACCAAAGCUUGACCUUCAGUUAACAGGGUCUUGCAGGAGGCUCUGUACGUCCCCGUGGUACUGACCAGAUCCCCAAAUUCCAGCCAUAAACCAAGCACCAGGCUGGACCCUCCACCCUCCACAUAUAGGGCUCAGCCUAGGCAGCCAGCUUUGGGCUGAGCUACCAGGACCAAUGGAUUUAAACUGGCAUUUCAGCCCAAGGAAGCUCUGAGUGGGUUUAGAACCAGGUCCCCCAGAGAGGUCAGAGGGGCUUCUGUGGGUGGUGGGUACUCCAGAGGUAACAGUGGUGGAAGGGUCAGUGGAGCCCCAGCAGGAGGGAGGGCCAGCUAGGCCAUUCUUGGUCCCUGGGAACAGGGACCAGAGUGACAGAAAGUCUCAGCCCAGGAUGAAGCUUCUUCACAGGGCUUCUGCACGCCUCAAGCUUUGGUCCUUCACCUUGCCAGGUGCCAUUUCUUCUCUGUGAAGGCCACUGCCCAGGCCCCCAGUGCGCCCCCUAGUGGCAAGAGCCUGGUUAAAGUCCCCCAGUGCCUCCUUGUGCAUAGAACUUCCAUUGCUCUUCCCUAGCUGCCCCCGGGCUCCCGUUCAUCCAGCGGGGCUUCGAGAGAACCCCACCCCAGUCCCUACAGUAGUGUAGAGCCCCCUCCCUCUUACGGCCGGUGUAGAAUAGCCAAUAGUGUAGUGCGGUGUGCUUUUACGUGAUGGCGAGUGGGCAGCGGGCGGCGGGCUCCGCGCAGCCCUCUGUCCUUGAAUCUGCCUGCGGCGGCCCGUGCUGUGUUUUGUGCUGUGUCCAUGCGCUGCGGCGACCCCCUCCCCCGUACUGACUCCUAUAAGCGCUUCUCCGCGUAGUCACGUAGCUCCCACCCCCUUCCUGUGUCUCACGCAAGUUUUAUACUCUAAUAUUUAUAUGGCUUUUUUUCUUCAAAAUAAAUAAACGAAAAGGUUUCUUCUGAAA
This is a messenger RNA of Galeopterus variegatus (Sunda flying lemur), 7131 nucleotides long. Its product is annotated as protocadherin gamma-A12. Gene Ontology annotation, cellular component: plasma membrane. The transcript has 6 exons. Gene Ontology annotation, biological process: homophilic cell-cell adhesion. NCBI's taxonomy places the organism in Eukaryota, Metazoa, Chordata, Mammalia, Dermoptera, Cynocephalidae. The record is from RefSeq and is a predicted model, not a curated record. Bases 179 to 5362 code for a protein of 1727 amino acids. Gene Ontology annotation, molecular function: calcium ion binding.